GGGCUCUUGCAAGAGAUGCACCGCCGCCUCACCGCCGCUGCCACGGCCACUGCACUCCGGCGGUUCUGCAGCCACCGCCCGCCUCCGCCACCGGACCGGCGGCUCGCCUUCCUCCGCUCGGAGCUCGACGACCUAGACCUCUCCCGCGCACCAGCACAACCGCCGCCCCGGGAGCAAUGGCAAGUAACCCAAGAGCCAGGAAGCGGCGGCGCUCGGGCGGGGGACAAGCCGGUGGCCGUGGACAUCGCCCACCCGUGGCCGGAGUGGGUGGCGCUGAUGGAGCUCCUCCUCCACAAGGGCCACCUCGACCCCUCCGCCUUCGCCGGCGCCGCGCCGUCCAAGGACUCCAACCUCGUCCGCACCGCCUGCCUCCGCUUCGGGCGCGAGCGCCCGGAGAUCGUCAGGUACCUGUCAAGAUGGGAUAUUCAGGUCGCUCUGCGUGGUGGGUGCCCUAGCAUUGACAGGAAAGUUAUUAAUUCUGGGAAGCGAUUGCGUGCUCAUGUAGGACUUGAUGAAGGAGAGGUUUGCAGCCAAUGCAAUUUAAGGGGAAGUUGUGAGAGAGCAUAUGUAAGGGCUCGUAAAGAGGAAGUGGGCAGAACUGUGGAUGUUAUGCGCAUCCUCCUGACUUAUGGUCUUGAUAUCAUUACUGGUAAUGUGGGGAACAAAGUAUGCCUAAACAAAACUGUUAAAGAAUCCAUUAAGAAACUACUGAAUGAGGUUGUCGAGCUCGAUUCCAAAGGGCCUGGUUCCGCAACUGAUAAAGCUGCACAACGUAUGUCAAAAGGUCAAUCUGCUGUACCUGUGAAGCAGGGUGACUGGAAUUGUCCCAAAUGCAACUUUCUUAACUUUGCAAAGAAUAUCAAAUGUUUGCGCUGCGAUGGCGAAUUUCAAGAGAGAUAUCACUUAAUGCAUGAGGACCAAGAUCAUCUACCCCUCAAAAAAGGUGAUUGGAUAUGCAAAAGGUGCAACUUUUUGAAUUUCGCAAAGAACACACGAUGCUUGCAGUGUCAUGACAAACCAACAAACCGUUUACUCAGUCCAGGAGAAUGGGAGUGUCCUUCGUGUAACUAUCUGAACUUCAAGAGGAAUGCAUUCUGCUUGAAAUGUGGUUGGAAAAGACCAAAAGCAUUAAACGACCAAGACACUAUCGAACCACACCGUGAUCUGGAGCAGAAUAAGCACCCCGCUAUUUCAUUUGUUCAAGAUGGCAUCCAGCCGACAUUGCGAAAGCGACAGCUUGUGCAAAAAAGGGCCCCACUAUCUGAUGAAGAUUCAGAUUUCUGGAGCUCAGAGGAGGCAGGGGACGAUGACGACGACGGCGAUGAGAACAGCAUGCUCCCAAUGCACAGGGACUACAAAUUCCUCGACGGUUUCCCCAUUGUCGGGGGCAGGACUGCUACUUCCCAAGAACCUCUGGAGAGGGAAAAAUGGAAGGAAGAGAUGUCCAGGGGGAACCAGGGGCUUCCAGGAGAGGCAUCAGAAGAAAGUAAUCGGUCCUCCCCUCGUGUUCCCAGAAGCAUGGAGAUGCUCGAGUCUGAGGACGACGACGACGAUAUCUCAUCAUGGUUUUCUGGUGCGAACAGUAGUAGAAACCUGAAAAACAACUUCCGUGAGAACAUGGUACUAUCCAAGGAGCAGAAAUUUAUGGCAGACUACAAUGACAUAUGGUCCAUGUUAGGAAAAUUUGAGGCAGAAAAAAAAGAUGGAGGUGGCAAGGAAAUUGCUUGCCGGCAGCCAAGUCAUCCCUAUUUAUCACUUGGCAACUUGGGCUCCUUCCUCCGCUCCGGCCCCAGUCCAGUACUGUGCGCGCAUCUCUCCUCCUUUUUCUCCCCCCUGAGAGGCUUUCUUUGCUUCACGCGGGGCUCCGGAUAUUCGUUGUCCUCGCGGCUCAGCCACCGCGGAAUCCAUCCAGCGCAGCUCAGGGGGAAGAGGCGGUCGAAGCUGGAGGUGGAAGAGGGGCUCGCCAUGGGCUCCGAGGGAUCCGCGCCGGUCGUAGUUCCCAGAAACUUUAGACUUUUGGAAGAACUUGAGAGAGGUGAGAAGGGCAUUGGUGAUGGAACUGUGAGCUAUGGGAUGGAUGAUGCUGAUGACAUAUAUAUGCGCUCCUGGACAGGAACUAUUAUCGGUCCACCCAAUACUGUUCACGAGGGACGAAUCUAUCAAUUGAAGUUGUUCUGUGAUACAGAUUAUCCAGACAAACCACCGACUGUCCGGUUCCAGGCUAGGGUCAAUAUGACAUGUGUGAAUCAAGAAACUGGAAUGGUUGAUCCAAGACGAUUUCCUAUGCUUGGAAACUGGAAAAGGGAACAUACAAUGGAGGAUAUCCUCAUCAGCCUUAAAAAGGAGAUGUCAACCCCUCAGAACCGCAGGCUCCACCAGCCUCAUGAAGGCAACGAUGAUCAGAGAGUGGAGCAGAAAGGGCUAGCAGCUAGAUGUGUCGUUAUGUAAGAUACGCGCAUUGCAAUGUACAGUGUUACACUGAGUAGCAUCAGAACGCAGAAGCUGAGGAAACCCAGGAGGAAAUCAUGUAAUUUGACAGUCGCUAGUCGCUACUUUGGAUCGAAACUGCUCUAUUGCCGAAAUAAAAUGCCAAUGACUUCGUUAA
Aegilops tauschii subsp. strangulata is the source of this 2605-nucleotide messenger RNA. RefSeq lists its product as uncharacterized. Gene Ontology annotation, cellular component: cytoplasm. The record is from RefSeq and is a predicted model, not a curated record. Gene Ontology annotation, molecular function: mRNA binding. Lineage: Eukaryota; Viridiplantae; Streptophyta; Magnoliopsida; Poales; Poaceae.